Zeugodacus cucurbitae (melon fly) is the source of this 852-nucleotide messenger RNA. RefSeq names its product putative SERF-like protein. Bases 156 to 347 code for a protein of 63 amino acids. The record is from RefSeq and is a predicted model, not a curated record. The transcript has 3 exons. Gene Ontology annotation, cellular component: cytosol. Lineage: Eukaryota; Metazoa; Arthropoda; Insecta; Diptera; Tephritidae.
GGUAACGAGUUGCCUUAACGAAUUAGCUCACAAUAAAAUUAAUAGAACAAUCGAGAACGAUUGAAGUGAAAAUUUUUCGACAGGCGCUUCGGCCACGGAUAAAGUCUUAAUAUUGUAAAUAAAUUUGCUGGAAACUUUACUUUAACACACCAAUCAUGACACGUGGAAAUCAAAGAGAUCUUGCCCGCCAAAAGGCCCAGAAAAAAAACCAAGAACUGAGUAAGGGCAAACGAAAUGAUAAUUUAACGGUUGAACAACGAAAAGCAAGAGAUGCUGAGUUGAUGCGGGAAAAACAGAAAAAGAAAGAAGAAGAUGCUGCUGCAGCCGCAGCCGGAAAAGUUAAAUAAUCUAAAUAAACCGUAGCAAUCCAACCAAUAGCUGGCAUUUAAGUUAGCAACUGUCAAAAGAUGCACCAACUACAAAAUCUUCAGAUAUUCUGCCGCUAUAGUGUUCUGGCUCGCAAUUCUAACUGGUUGAAGGAAUGAGUGAAGGAAUGCUGUAAAGUAAAGAAAACAUAAAACACGAAUCUUAAACAACUAAAUUAUUAGCGCCGUAAAACGCAGCAAGGAGCAGUCUAAAAAUAACUUAGCAAAUUAUAAAUGAAAAAAUUCCUGUACAGAAAUGUCAAAACAUUAAUUGCUGAUGCCUGGAGCUGCGUAAACAAAAUUCACUUUCCCAUACUUAUUCACACAUGUAGACACCAUAUAUCAUUUAAUUUUUUUUUUUUACAUUUACCAGUAAGUUUCCCCGUUAUAUAUUUUCUCUAAUGUUGAUGAUGAUUGACGUUAAUUAUUUUUACCUGACUAAAUUUUAAUAUUUAAGAUGGAAUAAAACAAAAAUUGAAAAUUCAGA